GAAUGAUUUGCCUACGAGAUCUAAAAAAAGGAUAGUUUUCCAUCUAAUCAUCCAUUAAACCCUAGUCCAAAGGAUAUCGUUUUGCCGUUCAGCCCUGCAGUCUAGUUAUUAAAACUUAAAAGCGCCAGUUUUACAUUACAGAUACAGAUAAUUCGAGGGCCUUCAAACCAGAUCUGAUUGGGUGUUGACUGUUGAGAGAUCGGCAUGGAUGAAGAGGAGCAUGAGGUUUACGGAGGAGAAAUACCGGUUGAAGGAGAAGAGGUAGAACAUCACGGCGCCGACGUAGACAUGUCCGCCGCCGACGAAGACGCCGUCAAGGAAUUGGAUGAGAUGAAGAAAAGACUGAAGGAGAUGGAGGAAGAAGCAGCAGCUCUUCGGGAGAUGCAAGCCAAAGUUGAGAAGGAGAUGGGUUCUGCUCAAGGUGAAGCAGAUCCAGCAAGUGCUGCUUCUCAGGCAAACAAGGAAGAGCUUGAUUCACGAUCAAUCUUUGUUGGCAAUGUACGAACCAAACUCCACUUAUUUUAAAUACCUUAUGUAAAUAUAUGAAACAGCUGGUCUAUGAAGUCAUUGCAUGAAACUUCGGUUUAGAUACUUAUUUUUGUGAUUUUUUCUCAAUAGCUACGGUACUUGAUUUUGUCUUCAAACUGAUACUUAUAUGAUGCCAAUCCCUUCAUUGUUAUGUUUCUCGCCACAUGAUUAGUGUUUAUGUUUUUCCCUGAAAUGUACUUUGUUUGAAAUGCUUUUGUUUUUGUUUUUUUACAAUAAACUAGUAGCAUAGUUUGAUUAUUGGUUUUCAUAACAGUGAAGCAGUAAAGCUGAUCUCGAUGAAUUAAAAUUAUUACUACCACUCCAUUCCUAAAGAAGUCAUACUUUGACUACGUACAAAGUUUAAUUUAGUAAAAAUGGUGUGGUUAAGAUUUAUUGUGAAGAGAGGAAUAAUAUGGACCUCACAUUUUUUUCUUAAUUGGAAAUGGGUGAUAAUUUUGUACUGAAAAGGAAAGCAUAAAGAUUAUUUAGGGACUGAGGGUGUAGUAAUGAUAUUAAUAGUGAUGAUUUUUUCUUAUAAUGGCAUUUUUUCAACAGUGUAUUGAAGAGUCGCGGCUAUGUGUGCAUAGUAGUUACCUCUGCCCCCUUUUCUUUUAUAGUUAUAUGUAUGUCCUUUUUAUUCCAGAAAUGCUUAAGCCCCAUCUUGGUGCAGUCUUUGUCUGACUUUUGACUGUUGCUUUUGGAGUCAUGGCUUAACCGUAUUUCGUUAUGAUCGCAGGAGUUCUUCCUUAUUACUGAAUAGAGACGGGCCUUUUUUCCUAUUCUUUUUACGGUGGAAGGAAGUGGUUGUGGUUUAAGAUGGGCUUGCAUUUGUAGUAGUAUUUGUAUAUGGAUGUUUGUGCCCCUAAAAAAAGCGUAAUCCCCAAAUUUGAAAAAUUGAUUGAGGGGGAAAAACAAAGCUGUAAAAAAAUGAAAAAAAUAUUGGGAGUCCCCAUAGAGUAAAAGCAAAUUUGGUGAGAAUUGAAAAAAGAGUAUAUUGAUUGGGGACCUAAAAAAUUGAAUAAAAAAUAUGAAAAAAGUACAUGAGCUUAAAAGUAUACCAUAUUUUUGGGGCACGGAUGGAUAUUGUGUUGGUGAGAGUAUGUGACUUAGAUAUCACCUGCUUAUCAUGCAAGAAGACAAACUAUUGUCAUUAAAUUGCAAAAGCCUUAGCCCUUGCAAUGGCAAUGCUAGUUGCUGUGUCUGAUUGCUGCUGGCAGCUGGUGGACAUUUGUUUGACUUUCUCUUAAGCAUGGUCUGGUGAGGUGUCGCUACUUGCCGUUCUGCCUUUGUUAUCUUUGUUGCUCUGCCCUUGCCAAAAGCAUUGAUAUCAAACUAUUCAAGAUGUGUUUUUAGAGCCUUGCUUUCUAUGGUGUAAUGUGGCGGUUGACUAUGCAUGCACUCCAGAGGAAGUUCAGCAACAUUUUCAGGCUUGUGGUACAGUUAAUCGAGUCACUAUUCUGACAGAUAAGUUUGGUCAGCCUAAAGGUUUUGCAUAUGUGGAAUUUGUUGAGCAAGAAGCUGUUCAGGAGGCACUUCAGUUGAAUGAAUCUGAGUUGCAUGGGCGCCAGUUGAAGGUCAUGCCUAAGAGGACCAAUGUUCCCGGUAUGAAACAAUUUCGCGCAAGACGAUUCAAUCCGUAUAUGGGUGGGUACAGGUUCAGGAGACCUUACGUACCAGCCCCGUACUUCUUUCCCCCAUAUGGAUAUGGAAAGGUCCCUAGGUUCAGGAGGCCAUCUCCAUACACACCUUAUUGAAUGUUAAAGAUCUCUGGGCAUUGUUGAAGGCAAUGAAGCUAAAUCUAAAGACGCCUGGGGUCACUAGUUGGUAUCGCACGGUCUGUGUUUAUUUGUUUUUCUUUCAGUGGAAGCGCCGAGUGUAGUAAUGUUGCCUCCCUAUCCAGUAUAAUUUUCUCUCCCAAUAACUUUUCUUGUGGUGAACUGUUUUAAUACGAUUCUUUUUGGGUUUUUUAUAUAGCGUGAUGAGUGUUCUUCAUUAUUAUUACAUGCAGUAUCUUUAAGCCACCCUAAUAAUCAAACAGCACAAUAUGCGUCAUGCCCGUUGCGACUGGGUAACAAUAUGUUGGUUGCCACAUAACACCAAUAUUUUAUUUCGAUCAUGUACUUAUUAUACGUUAUUAUAAAUUUGAUCUUGAGUGGCAAUAAGUUAAUUAGCC
This is a messenger RNA of Cuscuta epithymum, 2701 nucleotides long. Lineage: Eukaryota; Viridiplantae; Streptophyta; Magnoliopsida; Solanales; Convolvulaceae. The record is from the annotation of a GenBank genome assembly.